Molecule: messenger RNA, 2276 nt
Organism: Abrus precatorius (Indian licorice)
Lineage: Eukaryota; Viridiplantae; Streptophyta; Magnoliopsida; Fabales; Fabaceae
Product: probable UDP-N-acetylglucosamine--peptide N-acetylglucosaminyltransferase SPINDLY
Exons: 14
Coding region: 56-1981 (641 amino acids)
Molecular function (GO): protein binding
Source: RefSeq, a predicted model, not a curated record
UAGGAAACUUCAUAGAGGGAGGAGAAAACGGAAGGCGAAACCUAACACACAAAAAAUGGCGGAGAGGUUGGGAGCAGCAGAAGAGACUGUUCCCCACACAACAACGAAGCUCGUCGUUUUGGCUGAUCUCAACGUCGACCCUCCCGAAGCCGAAGCAGACGAAGACGAUUCUUCACUGGUCCCUCCUCCACCAAUCACCAGGUUGACGAAUGAUGAAAACGGUCAAGAUAAGAGUUUGUUGUCCAAAGACGCUGACAGCAUUGAAGGUGAAAGUAAAAAGUUGAACAAACUCGGCAAAUGCCGCUCCAGACCUAGCAAGACGGAUUCUUCUCUUGAUUGUGCAGCUGAUGCAGAUGGUGAUCAACAUGUUCAAGGGACUCCUUCAUCUCGGGAGGAAAAAGUUAGCAGUAUGAAGACUGGCUUGAUGCAUGUUGCAAGGAAGAUGCCCAAAAAUGCUCAUGCUCAUUUUAUACUUGGCUUGAUGUACCAAAGAUUAAGCCAACCUCAAAAGGCUGUAUUGGCUUAUGAGAAGGCAGAAGAGAUCUUACUCAGGUCUGAGGCUGAGAUUGAUAGGCCAGUGUUACUUUCUUUAGUUCAGAUUCACCAUGCACAGUGCCUGAUACUAGAAAGUUCAUCAGAAAAUAGUUCUGAUAAAGAACUUGAGUCUCAUGAACUUGAAGAGAUUCUUUCUAAACUGAAAGAGUCAGUGCAGUCAGAUAUCAGACAGGCAGCUGUAUGGAACACACUCGGUUUUAUUCUUCUUAAAACUGGUCGUGUGCAGAGUGCUAUCUCAGUUUUGUCAUCAUUGUUGGCCAUUGCACCAGAGAACUAUGAUUGCCUAGGAAAUCUUGGGAUAGCUUAUCUUCAAAUUGGAAAUAUGGAAUUAUCUGCAAAAUGUUUUCAAGACUUGAUUCUAAAAGAUCAAAACCAUCCUGCAGCUCUGGUCAAUUAUGCUGCCCUUCUUUUGUGUAAACAUGCCUCGGUUGUAGCAGGUGCUGGUGCAAGUGCUGCUGAAGGUGCCACAGCAGAUCAGAUCAUGGCUGCUAAUGUUGCUAAGGAAUGUUUGCUGGCUGCAAUUAAAGCAGAUAGCAAAUCAGCUCAUAUUUGGUCAAAUCUUGCUUAUGCAUUUUCUAUUUGUGGCGAUUAUCGAAGUUCCAGCAAGUGCUUGGAGAAGGCAGCAAAACUGGAACCCAAUUGCAUGUCUACUCGUUAUGCUGUUGCUGUCCACCGAAUAAAGGAGGCAGAAAGAUCUCAAGAUCCUAGUGAACUGCUUUCAUGUGCUGGAAAUGAGAUGGCUUCUAUAAUAAGAGAUGGUGAUUCAUCUCUGGUUGAGCUUCCAAUAGCAUGGGCUGGGCUUGCCAUGGUUCACAAGGCCCAGCAUGAGAUAACGGCAGCAUAUGAAAGUGAACAGCCUGGGCUGAUGGAAGUUGAAGAGCGCGCUGUUUGCAGUUUAAAGCAGGCUAUAGCAGAAGAUCCACAUGAUGCUGUGCAGUGGCACCAACUUGGCGUUCAUAGUCUUUGUGCACGGCAAUUCAAAACGUCACAGAAGUACCUCAAAGCUGCUGUUGCCUGUGACAAGGAUUGCAGCUAUUCAUGGUCUAACCUAGGUGUCUCCCUUCAACUAUCAGAACAACAAUCACAAGGCGAAGAAGUAUACAAGCGGGCAUUGUCUUUGGCAACAACUCAACAAGCGCAUGCUAUACUAUCCAACUUGGGAAUUCUCUAUCGCCAUCAGAAACAAUAUCAACGCGCGAAGGCUAUGUUUACGAAGUCACUUGAAUUACGGCCAGGGUAUGCUCCUGCAUUCAACAAUCUGGGUCUUGUGUUUGUUGCCGAGGGUCUUUGGGAAGAGGCCAAGUAUUGUUUUGACAAAGCCCUUCAAUCAGAUCCAUUGCUUGAUGCAGCGAAGUCUAAUUUGAUUAAGGUGGCUGCCAUGUCAAAGUUGUGCAAAGGUCUGUCCGCAUGCACUCUUAAAGAAUGAUGUUGUAGUCCCUGAAGGAUAGAUUAGUUUUUAUUUUCUUCUGUUCGACAACCAUUUAUAAUAUUAAAUUAAAGAGAAUGCAAUUGUAUUACGUGCUUUAAAAUGUGCAAUUAAGUAAAUAUAUUUUUCAAGCUAUACAAUUGUAUAGGCCCCUUGCGGGGGUGCAAAUUCCUGAAAAGAAAUAAAAGUAUAGUGAAAAACGAACGUAAAACGAACCAAAGGGACCCAAUGUUCAAUGUUUUUAUUUUAAUCUUUCACUAUGUUUUGAAUAUUUAAAUCAGUCUGAUUCACUCCU